This is a messenger RNA of Uncinocarpus reesii 1704, 2607 nucleotides long. Its product is annotated as glycogen phosphorylase. Gene Ontology annotation, biological process: glycogen catabolic process. NCBI's taxonomy places the organism in Eukaryota, Fungi, Ascomycota, Eurotiomycetes, Onygenales, Onygenaceae. The record is from RefSeq and is a predicted model, not a curated record. Gene Ontology annotation, cellular component: cytoplasm. Gene Ontology annotation, molecular function: pyridoxal phosphate binding; glycogen phosphorylase activity. The transcript has 7 exons. Bases 1 to 2607 code for a protein of 868 amino acids.
AUGAGUUCAUCUACACGAGAACGCCGCCCUUCAAUGGCUGCUCCUAUCUCUGAACUGCAAGGCCCUGUCGGACCCGGCUUCAGUCGACCCAAGCACAAGCGUACCUUCACUGGCUUUGGCCCAAAGGAUAUCAAGAAGGUCGAGGCUAGCAUCCCUGAGCCGCAGAAAGAAGCGUGGCAGAAAUUUGCCCCGCAAGCAUUCAAAACCAAGGACGAGUUUGAGCAUGAAGUUGACGCCAUAUUUAGAGCUGCAUAUUCCGGAACCGCUCUAGCAUUUCGGGACCGCCUGGUUAUUGACUGGAAUAAGACUCAACAGCGACAAACCUUUGCAGAUCAGAAAAGAGUGUACUAUCUUUCUCUCGAGUUUUUGAUGGGCCGCGCUCUUGAUAAUGCAAUGCUGAAUGUGGGAUUAAAGGACACAGCUAAAGAUGGCUUGUCCGACCUCGGUUUCCGCAUUGAGGAUGUAAUCGACCAAGAAAAUGAUGCCGCUUUGGGUAAUGGAGGAUUAGGCCGCCUUGCUGCUUGCCUCCUUGACAGCCUUGCAACCAUGAACUAUCCAGCAUGGGGUUAUGGCCUGCGUUACCGAUACGGUAUAUUCAAACAAGAAAUUGUCAAUGGAUACCAAAUUGAAGUCCCGGAUUACUGGCUGGAUUUCAACCCUUGGGAGUUUCCUCGACAUGAUAUUACCGUCGAUAUCCAAUUUUACGGCGAGGACAAAAAGUGGCAUGAUGACGAUGGCAAGCUAGUUCAUUCCUGGGAAGGGGGUGAAAUCGUUCAAGCAGUAGCUUACGAUGUUCCCAUACCUGGAUAUGAUACGCCUACUACCAAUAAUCUUCGCCUUUGGUCAAGCAAAGCGGCCAGCGGCGAAUUCGAUUUCCAAAGAUUCAACUCAGGUGACUAUGAAAGCGCUGUUGCUGAUCAGCAGCGAGCCGAAACUAUCUCUGCCGUUUUAUAUCCUAACGACAACCUUGAACGUGGAAAAGAAUUGCGAUUAAAACAACAGUACUUCUGGUGCGCAGCAUCUUUGUUUGAUAUUGUUCGUAGAUUCAAGAAGUCGAAGGCUCCAUGGAAUGAAUUCCCCGAUCGAGUCGCGAUCCAGUUGAACGACACCCAUCCCACUCUCGCUAUCGUCGAGCUCCAACGAAUCCUCGUUGACCAGGAAGGUCUUAACUGGGACAAAGCUUGGAGCAUUGUUCAGCAGACGUUUGGUUACACUAACCACACCGUUUUGCCAGAGGCUUUGGAGAAGUGGUCAGUUGAUCUGAUUCGACAUCUUCUUCCAAGGCACCUGUCGAUCAUUUUUGAUAUCAACCUGGCAUUCUUGCAGUGGGUUGAAAGGAAGAUUCCAAACGAUCGUGAUCUCCUCACUCGAGUCUCCAUCAUAGAGGAAUCUAACCCGAAGAUGGUUCGAAUGGCGCACUUGGCAAUAAUCGGCUCCCACAAAGUCAACGGAGUUGCAGAGCUCCACUCUGACCUUAUAAAAAGCACUAUAUUCAAAGAUUUCGUUGAAAUAUAUGGCCCUGACAAGUUCACCAACGUUACCAAUGGAAUCACACCCAGGCGAUGGUUACAUCAAGCCAACCGUCGUUUAUCCGAUCUCAUUGCCUCCAAGCUUGGCGGAUAUGGGUUUCUUAAAGACUUGACUCUACUUGACCAGUUAGAAGACUUUCUUGACGACAAGGAGUUUAAGAAGCAGUGGGCUGAUGUUAAAUAUGAAAAUAAAGUCCGACUUUCAAAGCAUAUUUUCGAAACCACCGGAGUUCGACUGAAUCCUGAGGCGUUGUUUGACAUCCAAGUCAAACGCAUCCAUGAAUAUAAGAGACAGCAAUUGAAUAUCUUCGGUGUGAUCCAUCACUAUUUAAGGAUCAAGUCAAUGACUCCCGAGGAAAGGAAGAAGCUCGUUCCCCGCGUCUCAAUUUUCGGUGGAAAAGCCGCUCCAGGUUACUGGAUGGCAAAGACGAUUAUCCACCUUAUCAACAAAGUUGGGGAUGUCGUUAACAACGAUCCUGACGUUGGCGAUCUACUGAAAGUCAUCUUCAUCGAAGACUACAAUGUUAGCAAGGCAGAAUUGAUUUGCCCUGCUUCUGAUAUCAGCGAGCAUAUUUCUACUGCUGGAAUGGAGGCUAGUGGUACUAGUAACAUGAAAUUUGUUCUCAAUGGCGGGCUAAUCAUUGGGACUUGCGAUGGCGCAAAUAUCGAAAUUACCCGUGAAGUUGGCGAACAGAAUAUCUUCCUUUUCGGUAACCUUGCUGAGGAUGUUGAUGAUUUACGGCACGCGCAUGUUUACAACCCAUCCAGCAUACAAUUUGAUUCGGACCUCCGCGCCGUUUUUGAUUCUAUCCAAUCAGGUACUUUCGGCGACGCAGAAUCAUUUUCCGCGAUUAUUAACUCUAUCGUUGACCACGGAGAUUACUAUCUCGUGAGCGAUGAUUUCCAUUCCUACAUCGAGACGCAAAGCCUUGUUGAUGAGGCUUACAAGGAUAGGGAGGGCUGGGUAGAGAAAAGCAUCCAGUGCGUGGCCAGGAUGGGAUUCUUCUCUUCCGACAGAGUAAUUUCCGAAUACGCCGAGAGUAUCUGGAAUGUUGAGCCAGUUGAGGCUACAGAGUAG